Anopheles gambiae (African malaria mosquito) is the source of this 2264-nucleotide messenger RNA. RefSeq lists its product as uncharacterized. The coding region runs from base 136 to 1959 and encodes 607 amino acids. NCBI's taxonomy places the organism in Eukaryota, Metazoa, Arthropoda, Insecta, Diptera, Culicidae. The transcript has 3 exons. The record is from RefSeq and is a predicted model, not a curated record.
GUUGACAAGGUUUAAAUUGUUGUUUACAAACCAUCACCAGACGAAGCGUUCGUGGAUUCCAAAUUGUAUGUGUGCUGUUUUGUUGUUAAUAUUUUGAAAAUUAGUGUGUAUUUAAGCUACGGAUUAGGUUUUAUAAUGGCUCUUAACAAUCCUAAACCGGCCAGUAACAGGAAAUCGAAAAGUCCAAAGGCGGAGGGUGUGUUCCCGGACGAUAAAACCAUCGCCAAUCGUUAUAUUACGUGGAAAAACUUGUUAGAUAAAUACAACAAACAAUUCGAGAACGAUGAGAACGGUCUGACGCUCGACGAUGCGGUUGACUUGUACGGGGAAACGGAUAAAGAAACUGACGACCAGCAGCAAACUGUCGAAGAAGCGAGCGAAAGCAGCGAUGAUGAUGAUGCGUCGGACAAGGAGAAUGAACAGUCGGGCAGCAGUUACGCUGCGUUAAAGGACCAGCUGCAGGUUGCCCUGAAGCAACGGACCGCCGAGUGGAAGUGCAACGGGAUGGAGCAGAUUUUUAAUAGCAAUUUUUCCCUCAGCGUUGAUCACGUACAGCGGUGGCUGCAGCAGGGGUGUCAGCCCGGCACGGGCAAGCAGAUAACGCAGGAGCGGGAAACACGCUUCACGGAGUACGAUGGAAGCGCCCAGAUGGACGUGACCCACAAGGAGAACGUCUCGAUACUGAACGAGACGGCAAAGCAACAGUAUGAAAUGGAAAACCAUUCUAGCUGCGUGUACUCGGACAGCAAUCGCAGCAAGCGGGUCAUUGUGCACCAGGUAGAGAAGACGAUCAUUUCCUCCUACCUGACGAUCGAGCCGGAAGGUGCCAGUGGGUCGCCGGGCACAGUGUCUAGGUUGGAUUUGAACAGUCUGGUCGAAAGCAUUCCGAACAUUACGCCAUUCAAAAUGCCCACGCAACUGUCGAAAGCAUCGGCAAGGGACAGGAUAAUGCAGCUUGCGAAAGGAGGCAGCAGUAGUAAGGGUGUCAACAUCGACGCGCUUAAAAAGACGAAUGUGGGCAGCAUCUUGAAAAGUGCGUUGAAUUCGGUGCCCAAAACGCGCGUCAUCGAUGAUGUGAAGAAUCGGAGCAAAAGUGGCAAUCAGCAGCAGAAACAGCAGCACCGAGUUCAAUUUAAGCCAACGAAAAAGGUAAAGCGUGGACGAACUAUCCUCGACUCCUCGGAAUCAUCCGGUAGCGAAUCGUCUGCAUCAACGACGGAGAGCACAAUUCGCACGUCUACGCCUUAUGCCCGGAAACAAACCGUAUCGGACCACAUGAAAAACACCUUCAAACAGAUGGAAAAUAGCAAAACAGCACCAAAAGCUGCUGAUAAACAGCUGCCCGCUACAAAAGAAAGGUCAAAUUUCACCAAACGAAGCUCAUCUGUGUCCUCCACGUCCUCCACGCUUGAUAGCGAUGAUUCUGAACUAGAUAAACCACUAAUUCCAUCUGCCAAACAGACCAACAACCACCACCAAACACCUGUCACAAACGCGAAGAAAGUUCCCACACUCAAACCAUCCGCCGAAAAUGGUCAAACCCCCACACCUUCUCCAAGCGAGACCGUCCAGUAUCCGCUGCCCGACUACUUCCACCAGAUGUUGACCAGAAAUGGGCGCUGUCAGUACAAAACGCAGGGUAUUGUAAUUUAUCGCCCCAAGCAAACGCACCCCGACCGAGCAUCGGACCAGCCGAGCAGCAAGAUAUGCAUCAGCACGAAGGAUCUCGAUCUGAGCGGCAUCAAGUCGAGUGUGAGGCGAAAAAAGUUUGACGACUUUACGCGCCUAACCCACCCGAAUGCAACGCUCGUGUACUACGAGUCGGAGGAUGAAGCGAUACCGGUUAGCGAUUCGGACGACUCGGACUGUUCCGACGACGAUGACGAUGAUCCGAUACUGAACUUUAAGCCGGAGCUGUGCAUUUUGGCAUUUUUAAACGAUGACGUACAGGCAAGUUAAGCUACGGAAAGUGAGAGAAAGUAGAUUUACGUAGAGAUUGUGCUGUUAAUUUUGUAAAAAAAAAUGCAAUUUUAGUUAAAUUCUGCUGUCCUUUCGAAGGCUAUGCGUUACGAUCAGGGCAUAUCUUGUUAAACAGGCGGCUUAACAGCAUGUUCCCCAUCUGUAGGGGACACAGAAAAGACUAUCCUGCACAGGGUAAUACAACUUAGGCACUAGAAGCUAAUGCAUCGAGCAAUAACAAUAAGCAAAAACAAAAACCUCUGAAAGUAGAAAUACAGGACUGCAUGUAAUUAUCAACCAUUUCA